AUCUGACAAUUCAUCCGCAACCUGCGACCAUUUGUUAAUCAAACCCGGAGGCACCGCUUUGUCUGUCCAACUACUCAUAUCCGCGACUGCUCCGCCUCUGCACCACCGCAAUUUCCCGCCCGCCGCCGAUUAAAUAUCACCCUCAUCAAUUGUAAGCGUACUCCGGGUUAUUUGCUUGUUCUUGUACGUAUAUGCGUAAACGCAUAUGUUUACAUAAACAAUUAUUGAGCUAAAGACUGAAUUUUGUUGAAGAGUUGGAUGUAGAAUUAGUUCUCUGUUGAAUGUACCACGUACUAGAUGGAUGAAGUUUCUCUCAAUGGGGAAGCUGCAUAUGAUGAUGAGGCUGAGGGAUUUGAGAUUGAUGGAGAAUGUGCAAUGACAGAAUAUGUUGGUCAAACUGGUAAUGUUCUACUUGGUGAGAAUCCACUGCCUCCAGCUGUUGGGAUGGAGUUUGAGUCUUAUGAUGAUGUUUAUUACUUUUACAAUUGUUAUGCAAAACAACAAGGAUUCGGUGUAAGAGUAAGUAAUACUUGGUACAGAAAGAGCAAGGAGAGGUAUAGAGGGAAAUUAAGCUGCAGUAGUGCAGGGUUCAAGAAGAGAUCUGAAGCCAGCCGGCCAAGACCUGAAACUCGGACCGGCUGUCCUGCAAUGGUUAAGUUUAGGUUGAUGGAGAAUAAGAGGUGGAGAAUUAUAGAAGUUGAGCUUGAGCACAAUCAUUUAACCAGUUCAACUAGUUCUAAAUUCUAUAAAUCUCAUAGGAUAAUGGAUCUUGGAAGUAAGAGACCUUUGCCAAUCGAUGGAUCUGAGGAAGUUCGUAAAAUCAGGUUGUUUAGAACAGUGGUUAUUGACACAGAGGAUAACGGGUUUUCAAGCUUUGAUGAAGGUGACUUUAGGAAUAAUAUUGAUCAGAGUGACGACAAGUUGAACCUUAAACAAGGGGACACUCAAGAAAUGCUUGACUUUUUUACAAGGAUGCAGUUGGGUAGCCCAAGUUUCUUUUAUGUGAUGGAUAUUAAUGAGAAAGGAUGCUUACGGAACACAUUCUGGGCUGAGACAAGGUCUAGGCCCGCCUAUGGUUAUUUUGGGGACGUUAUAUUCAUUGAUACUACGACUUUAAUCGAAAAAUACGAGGUUCCUCUUGUGUUAUUUACUGGUGUCAAUCACCAUGCACAGCCCAUGUCGCUGGGCUGUGGCUUAGUUUCCAGUCAGACUGUGGAGUCCUUUACAUGGCUGUUCAGAGCAUGGCUGACAUAUAUGGUGGGACGUCCUCCACAAACUGUUAUUACCAGCCAGUGUAAAGCCUUGCAAAAUGCUAUUUCCGAGGUUUUUCCUAGAGCUUUUCAUUGUCUUUCUUUGACUAAUAUUAUGAAGAAGGUUCCAAGUGAACUGGGUAGGUUGGAGGAAUAUGACGCAAUCAGAAAGGCAUUUACUAGAGCAGUUUAUCACUCAUCAAGAGUAGAUGAGUUUGAAGCAGCUUGGGAGGAAAUGGUGCAGAGCUAUAGGCUUAUGGAUCAUAAAUGGCUUCAGAUGUUAUAUGAAGAUCGGAAGCGGUGGAUUCCAGUCUAUUUGAAAGAAGUUUUUUUGGCAGGAAUGUUUACCGUAAAAGAGAAUGAGAGGUUGACUUCACCGUUUGAAGAAUACUUGAGCCCACAUACUUCACUUAAACAGUUUUUCAGCAGUUAUGAUCGAGCUCUGCUGGAAAUCAACCAAAGAGAAACAAUAUCUGAUUUAGAAUCAAAAAACUCUAAUUCCAUGCUAAAGUCAAGAUUCUAUUUUGAGUUGCAGCUCUCGAGACUAUAUACAAAUUGCAUAUUUAAGAAAUUUCAAGAUGAAAUAGAGGGCAUGUACACUUGUUACAGUAUAAGACAGAUGAACAUAGAUGGCUCUAUCGUGACUUACAUUGUUAAAGAAGACAUCCAAGUCGAGGAGAACUGGAGGGAAACAAGGGACUUCAAGGUGACGUACAAUGCUUCUGAUGCUGAAGUUCUUUGUGCAUGUGGAUUAUUCAACUUCAGGGGUUAUUUGUGCAGACAUGCAUUAAGUGUUAUCAACCAAAUUGGUUUGGAGGAGAUUCCACCCCGGUAUAUUCUUGCAAGAUGGAGAAAAGACAUAAAUCGUAGCUAUAUUUUCAAUCAUGGCUGGAAUGGCAUUGAUGUUAACAACCCUGUGCAUAGAUAUGAUAACUUGUACAAAUGUGCUAUAAAGGUUGUUGAGGAAGGGAGGCAAUCACAUGAUCGUUACAAGUUCACUUCUCAAUCUUUAGAUGAGAUACUAAACAAGGUUCGUAUCUAAUAGGAUUAUGAGGCUAACUCUGUGUAGAUUCUGUGCUUUGUAUCUUGAAAGUCUCUAUCUCAUUCUAUCUAGCAAUCGUGGCAAGUGUGGGCAAUUGCCACAAUCAUGCUUGGAAGAACCUGUUAGCCUAGGAAUAGCAGUUGUGUAGAAUAUGCAAGUUAAUGUACAAAGGUUAAAAUCCAAAGACAAUUAUUCCUCAAGUGGACAUACUCAUUGACUAUCUAGAUUCUUUUUCUUUGGUGGUA
Sesamum indicum (sesame) is the source of this 2537-nucleotide messenger RNA. RefSeq names its product protein FAR1-RELATED SEQUENCE 6. NCBI's taxonomy places the organism in Eukaryota, Viridiplantae, Streptophyta, Magnoliopsida, Lamiales, Pedaliaceae. Gene Ontology annotation, molecular function: zinc ion binding. Gene Ontology annotation, biological process: regulation of DNA-templated transcription. The record is from RefSeq and is a predicted model, not a curated record.